Molecule: messenger RNA, 2493 nt
Organism: Mesorhabditis spiculigera
Lineage: Eukaryota; Metazoa; Nematoda; Chromadorea; Rhabditida; Rhabditidae
Source: the annotation of a GenBank genome assembly
AUGGAGACGAUGGCUGGGAGGAGCCUGGCGUUGGCCGAGUUGAUGGCCGAGGGGCGGAUCCCGGAUGAUGGCACCAGUCUCAGUGCCCUCAACAACAACCACCAUCCGGAGAUGAGCUCAAUAUCGCUUGGGUUCUUGAAGUCGUUCUCGGCAGGGCCCGAAUCCGGUCAAAUUUCGCAUGCUUCGUCGCUCGAAAGCUUGGAUUCAAGUCCUGGAUCGUUGCUCAACCAUAUGGGAAGCCAGGAACCCGACGACGGAUCCACCUCAUGCUCCGAAGAUUCUUUCGAAAUGUCUUCAACCUGCUCUACGCGAGACACCCCUGGCCACUCACCGCAGCGAGAAGGAACUUCAUCUUCUUUCACUUCCGGCGGCAGCGAGUACAAGUUGGACCCCGAGUCUUCGGUGGCCCCAUCCCGAGAAGGUUCUUCCGGACGUGAUUCUGUGGUCGGAACGCUACCAUCAACUUCUUCACUCUUGUUACUACGAAGACCUCCCUCAACUUCCAUCAGCAUGGAUUCAUUUUUGUUGAAGGACCGGAUAACAAACCUCCGGGAAAGCGUCGACGAGCUGGACACGAAUAUGCCGACACUGGAUUUUGAUCGGCUCGAGAAACAGCUCCAAUCGGCCGCCAAGGAGCGCGAGGACUCGGAGAGGAGAUGGCUGGGUGAAGAGGUCCGAAAGCGGUUAGCGACCCAAAUCGACACCUACUCCAGCCCCUCACCCAUGUUGACGAAUCGGCACAAUCGGCCGAUAGGCAUGAGAUUGCAGACUGGGAUGAAUCUACAGGUCUGCUACAUCAACGAGUUAAGCGAGACGAGCGAAGCGGCUUCAAGCUCCGAAAGCGACGAGGAAUCCCGAAUGUCGAAAAGCCGAUCCGUUCCCUGCCUUAAGUCAAAAGCGAAGCGCGAAGACCCGAUCGUGAACGAGCUGCGGAGGCGGGCCGGAGAGGGGCAGAAAUUGGAUCCGGCCGAGCGACAGCGUCUUCUUAACGCUGAAACGAAUGUCGUACUGGCAAAAUCGAAAGAAGCCGGUGCAAAAACGUUAGAAGAUUAUAGGAGAACAAAGUCUCGGGCCUGCGAGAUCCCACGACAAAGUCGACAACUUCUGAGUAGGCUGUCAACUUCCGAAAUUCAAGAGAUCCUUGACAAGAUACAGAACGCAAUUGCGACGAAAAACCACCAACUCGUGUCGUUGCUGAUCGAGCGUGAUACUCUGCAUAUGGAGCACGACUCGUUGCUGGUUGAUAUUGAGGAUUUCCAGGAGCACGAAGCCGACGCGCCGGCCCUCGACUUCCAGAAGCUUCUCAAAUCUCAGGAAAACCUUGGCAAAGAGCCAAUAAUGCAAGAGCUACCGGAGAGGCGAUCCCAAAACGGGAAUGUCAUAUCGCCUCCCUCCCCGGCACCUCCAUCACGGCCGAAGUCACUACACACCCAAACUGACAACCGUCUAACCAGCUUUGGUUCAUUCGAAAACCUAUUCCUCAUCGAUCCACUUGAACAGAAAUCUCGAAUUUUACUAAAUGGUACGGAGAAAGUGGACGUGGCAUUCGUCGUGCUCGUCCGCGACCGGCACAACAUCACCGAGUACGAGUUUGCCCAAAUGACGGUCAAGUGCUAUGCGGAAUCGAGGGGAAUACCGUAUUUUCUGGUGGAUGAGACGCCGGAGAACCGGGAGGGAUGUGAAAUGGAGGAUCAAAUGUACCGUCGACAUUGUAUUUUGGCAAACGUAAUGGCCGCAACAAAUCAUAAAUGGUUCGUCAUGUUUGACGCCGACAUGGGUAUCAUAAACCCUCGACAAAAAAUCGAUCGCUUCAUCCCAAAAGAUGCCUCCACUUUUCUGGUCUUGACGAAUCGGGUGAUGAACUCGGAGAUUAUGACUGGGAGCUACAUCGUCAGAAAUGACAAGCGAGGCCGCGGGUUUCUCAAUUUUUGGGCAUCCGGCGAUACAAACUACACGGGUCUGGUGGGCAGUGAUAACGCCGCUGUACAUAGUACUUUAAUCCGAAAAUACCUCCCCCACCUCGAGGCCGACCUCAAGAAGUGCGAGACGUGGUGGCGGAGCGCUACGGCAUUUUGCCGACUUUUCCUGUAUGAGGUCUGCGUCAGGGAUUUAUUGGAUCAGCAUGAGAUUCCCGGAAUUCAGUUUUUGCCCAAGACCUAUUCCUACGUGAGGGAUGGCUGGCUGACAAACGGGAAAUUCAGCGAGGAUGAUUUUGUCUUUCACAAUUGGAAAAACAGUGUCAAAAACAACCGGAAAGCGUUCGGCGCCUGGGAGUUCCAGUUUGACGACUCGGCUUUCAACGAUUUAAGUUGGUGCAACGACUCCCAAUCGGCCGGCGAGCUGUGGCGGUACAAGGACGGGUUCGCAGUUGGAAAAGAUGUUAUCAGGAAACGAUUGGAUGUCUGGAUCAAAAAUACGGGCACGGAACGAAAACGACAAACUCGGCAGUACCAAACCUUUAACGCCUCUGCGUCAAUUGUGAAGAAUUGCAAA